AAAUUUUGAUUAUAACUAAAUCAAUAAAAAAAAAAAUGGCAAAACCUGUUGUCUCCUAUUGUCUCCUCUCAUGUAUAUUUGCCUUGCUUGUUGUGAGUUUCGCUUCAGCAGAGAAAGAUGAUCAAGACAAACAGCUUGGCCAAUGAAUGCAUCAACUUCUCCGUUUAACGAGUUGGCCGAGUUUUCUUACGGAGCGGGCCAUGUCGAUCCCUUAGCUGCAAUUCAUCCUGGACUAGUCUAUGAAGCUAAUAAAUCCGACCAUAUCGCCUUUCUCUGCGGCUUGAACUACACUGGAAAGAAACUAAGGCUCAUCUCCGGUGAUAGCAGCAGUUGCACUAAAGAACAGACUAAAUCGCUACCUCGAAACUUAAACUAUCCUUCAAUGACUGCUCAAGUAUCGGCGGCAAAACCGUUCAAAGUGAAUUUCCGUAGAACAGUCACUAACGUCGGUAGGCCUAACGCUACAUACAAAGCAAAGGUAGUCGGAUCUAAGCUCAAAGUCAAGGUUAUUCCAGACGUCUUGUCUUUUUCUUCAUUGUAUGAGAAGAAGUCCUUCACGGUAACCGUUUCAGGCGCCGGUCCCAAAGCUAAAAAGCUUGUGUCUGCACAGCUGAUCUGGUCUGAUGGUGUCCACUUUGUGAGAAGCCCCAUUGUUGUUUAUACUAACUGAUGAGUCAGAACCAGUUAAUGUUUCUAUAUGUUAUUUUCAGUUAUGAAUUUAUGAUAGUUAAUUCUUACUGCUCAUGCUACGUUGUUUUGAAUGUUUCCGAUUCCUCCACCCAUUUUAGUUAUAAGCGUCAAAUCUAAUAUUUUGCUUGUUCUACUAAAAACCUUGUUGGUUC
Arabidopsis arenosa is the source of this 842-nucleotide messenger RNA. The record is from the annotation of a GenBank genome assembly. NCBI's taxonomy places the organism in Eukaryota, Viridiplantae, Streptophyta, Magnoliopsida, Brassicales, Brassicaceae.